AUGUCGAUGGCGCCGAAGCGGAAGCUCAGCAUGGGGCGGCAGAAGAUCGAGAUCCGGCGGAUCGAGAGCGAGGAGGCGCGCCAGGUCUGCUUCUCCAAGCGCCGGGCGGGGCUGUUCAAGAAGGUGAGCGAGCUGGCCGUGCUCUGCGGCGCCGAGGUGGCCGCCGUCGUCUUCUCCCCGGCCGGCAAGGCCUUCUCCUUCGGCCACCCCUCCGUCGAGGCCAUCCUCGACCGCUUCAUCCCCUCCGCCGCCGCGCAGGUCGGGGCGGCGGCGGGCCUCGGCGCCGCCGGCGACCGCAACCUCGCGGAGCUGAACCGGCAGUACGGCCAGCUGCGCGAGCAGCUGGAGGCGGAGAAGGCGCGGAAGGACCGCGCGGAGGAGGCCAUGGCGGAGGAGCGCGCCAAGGGCAGCCCGGCGGCGGCGUGGCUCGACGCCGACCUGCGCGACCUGGGGGAGGAGGAGCUCAUGGCCUUCGCCGCCGCGCUGGCGGACGUGCAGACCGCCGUCUCCGCGCGCGCCAACCAGGUGCUCCAGGAGGCGCUCGACGUCGGCCGCGCCAGGAGCGCCAGCCGCAUGCUCCUCGCACCCCCGCCGCCGCAGCAGCAGCUCGCGGGCGGUGGUGGCUUUGAGUUCGCGAACUCCAGGAAUGAGAUGGAGAUGCAGCAGAUGUUGAUGGCCAUGCCGCCACCGCCGGAGUUCGCCGCCACCGGAAUGGAGAUGGUGCAACAGGGGCUCGGGCAGAACGCCGGCUUCCCCUACUGA
Messenger RNA from Triticum urartu, 762 nucleotides. Its product is annotated as agamous-like MADS-box protein AGL62. Gene Ontology annotation, molecular function: RNA polymerase II cis-regulatory region sequence-specific DNA binding; protein dimerization activity; DNA-binding transcription factor activity, RNA polymerase II-specific. Gene Ontology annotation, biological process: positive regulation of transcription by RNA polymerase II. The record is from RefSeq and is a predicted model, not a curated record. NCBI's taxonomy places the organism in Eukaryota, Viridiplantae, Streptophyta, Magnoliopsida, Poales, Poaceae.